UAUGUUCGAAUUCGACUUAUAAAUGCCAUUAGUGCAAAAGUGUGAUAAUCCUCCCCGUUUAACCUUUCUAAAUAUAAAUAAAAACAAUAAUAAAAAUGGAAAAUUCAAACGUUGAAAAUUGCCGCCUCAUUCGCAGGUGGCAUUAGGCUCUCCCGUUCGGCGUUACCCCGUUCGAUCACGUUCGUCUCCGCAUCCGUGUAUAAAGGACAGUUUCCGCGAGUGGGCCCGUCAUGAAAAUUAUUUAAAGCUCCGAGCUUUAAUUAAAAUUAAAUUCUCUCACCGGCCGGACCCACGACAGCCCGUGAUAAGUCAAUAAUUAUUAGGUCAUCGGCUUAAAUAUUUAGCUGGAUAAACCUCUAUUCAAGACGCCAUAUUGAAUUUCCCAAUCGUCUAUUUGAUAGCGGUUUGGUUGCCCGUGUUAAGGUAGUGCUUUACUCUCAAUAUUAUAUAUAUCAGAUAAUGGCGUUAAAAAGAAUUAAUAAGGAACUUCAAGACCUUGGUAGAGAUCCUCCCGCACAAUGUUCCGCAGGUCCUGUUGGAGAUGAUUUAUUCCACUGGCAAGCGACCAUAAUGGGGCCACCUGACAGUCCGUACCAAGGAGGAGUAUUUUUCCUAACAAUCCACUUUCCUACGGACUAUCCCUUCAAACCACCUAAGGUGGCAUUUACUACAAGAAUUUAUCAUCCAAACAUAAAUAGUAAUGGUAGCAUUUGUCUGGAUAUUUUAAGAGCCCAAUGGUCUCCUGCACUUACCAUAUCUAAAGUGCUACUUUCAAUUUGUUCUUUGUUGUGUGAUCCAAACCCGGACGAUCCGCUAGUCCCAGAAAUUGCAAGGAUAUACAAGACAGAUCGGGAGAAGUACAACGAACUUGCAAGGGAGUGGACACGAAAGUACGCUAUGUGAUGUGUGUGCCAACUGCCUACAACAUCCUUCAGAUUCAGCGGCACAUACAAAUCACAUUCUCGUCACACUUCAAACACAGUGUUCAACCGUUUUUGUUACAAAUAUAUAUAUUAUAUAUACUUAUAUAUUAUAUAUAUGGAAAACAUCAAUACCUUCAGCCGCACUAUAAAUUUUAAAUGAUAUUUGGGGCUACACACAUUUAAAGGUUAAGUGAAAAUGGUUGUAGGCCUUAAAUAUAAUCAAUAGAUGGAAAUUUUACAAAACAAAAAAAAAAAAAUUGACUCCGUUUUACAGUGCUAUCGUAUUUGUACUCAUUUUUAACAUAGAUCGUUAAAGCAGCAAGUGUAAAAAAAAAGUUAAUAAUGUUUAGAGGGUUUUUGAAUUUUCUGUAAAUUUUAUUUUUUUCGAAUACCGUACUUUUCUGUUUUUACAGCUAAUUUUUUUUUAUAUAUAUAUUUUUAGUUCAUUUUAUUGUAUUGGUUCAUAACUAAUUUAAAUUGCUGGAUAAUUUAUACGAAAAUCCCUGAGGGGUUUACAGUUAUUAGCUGUAACUGCUUAGCUAUGUGCAGUUGUAGUUAACUGUAAAAAUCUCGAGUGGCGUUUACCUUUUAUUCAACCAACUUUUGAAAAUCUUUAGUCUAAAUUCCUAUCAAGCUGUAAUAUUUUCUAUGGAUACAAAAUAUAUUUUUUACCUGAACGUGUAGCAGGUUUUGUACAAAGUUGUUUUUCUUUUUUUUUCUUUCUUUUUUGUUUUCGGUUAUUUACAUUAUUCAGAAUCAGAAAGAUUCUCUUACCUUUAUAUAUACUAUAUAUUCUAGCUUGUCAAUUUAUAAAUAACAUUUUCUUAACUUAUCAACUUAUAUAUCCUAGAAAUCAAUGAGAAAAUCGCUUCUAGACAGUUCUUUUUUCCUUUUCCAAAAUAUUAAAAAGAAAAAGUGGCAUCCUAAAAUUUUCACUUGAGAAAGUGGAAUUAAGUAGGUCGUGCAAAUGUUAAUUUAUUUUUUUCCUUUAAGAAAAAUAUAUAUAAACCAAUGUUUUGUAUAUUUUCAUGCAAGUUGGUGACCAAUUUAUCCAAUAAAACAGUGUUUCUCCAAAUUUAAAUAAAAUGAACAAACUAAGGAAAUUGAAAAGAAAAAAAAUGUAAAUUAUUUAGAGACUCAAUAAAGGAAAUAUUUGUUAAAACAAUAACAUCUGUUAUCCAGGAGAUAUUAUUUCAAUUGUAUUUUAGUGAAAGUGUUAAUUAUUAUCCCUCGCCCCCCCCCUUUAAAUUAUGGCAGUGCUGUUAAACAGGUUUUGCCAAAGAAAAAAAGAAACGGCUGGAAUGUAAAAGGGAAAAAGUUAGGAAUGAGUAUUUUAAGAACUUGAAACUCCCUAUGAUUUUAUUUAUGCUUGUAAGUUGUAAAUUAAAUUACAUUUUCCAUUACGAUUUUGCACAA
This is a messenger RNA of Cimex lectularius (bed bug), 2339 nucleotides long. RefSeq names its product ubiquitin-conjugating enzyme E2-17 kDa (gene eff). Gene Ontology annotation, molecular function: ubiquitin conjugating enzyme activity. The record is from RefSeq and is a predicted model, not a curated record. Bases 460 to 903 code for a protein of 147 amino acids. NCBI's taxonomy places the organism in Eukaryota, Metazoa, Arthropoda, Insecta, Hemiptera, Cimicidae. Gene Ontology annotation, biological process: protein polyubiquitination; ubiquitin-dependent protein catabolic process. Gene Ontology annotation, cellular component: nucleus. The transcript is spliced from 6 exons.